Molecule: messenger RNA, 1308 nt
Organism: Puccinia triticina
Lineage: Eukaryota; Fungi; Basidiomycota; Pucciniomycetes; Pucciniales; Pucciniaceae
Exons: 11
Coding region: 1-1308 (435 amino acids)
Source: RefSeq, a predicted model, not a curated record
AUGGUCCGACGCUCAUUAGUACCAACAACAUAUUCCCCAGAGAUAUGGCUUUUACUUGCAUCUUCUCCUCUUUUCACUCCAGUCACUGCUGCCAUCAAUCCUGUUCAUGACGAGUCUACCAACCAAUGGUCUAGUCUUACUCGGCGCAACUUGUUUCCAUCGGCUCCUAGAAGCGCCUCGGUACCAACCCCUGUGCAGCCUCAGGCUACCGCUACCACCCCCAGCAACUCCGCUUGCGUUCAGCCGCCACUUAACAACAGUACUUGGAUUCAACUGGGGAUAGACAACUAUUUAGCCAAUUUACCUAAUGGUGCCUCUUUGAAUCUCCAGCACUAUGCAGCUUCGGUUGGAGCUCCUGACUUCAUCUGUGGCGUAGGAGAAAAGUGUCAGGCUGGGCAGUUGUGCAGCCCAGUCCAAGCACCUGGUUGGGAAGUCCUAGUUGCAGCCCAAGAAUGGAACAACUAUCAGAACAAAUUUUAUGAAGCCGUGGGCACUGCAGUUCAAAUGGUCACAUCUAUUUCUAGCUCGCUUGUGGUUGACUUGUACCCACCUAGCCACACCGGUGGGAUAUGGGAUUUAUUCUCGAGUUUCAAUUUGGCUGCCGCUGUCACUGCCGGUUUUAUUGACAUGUUCGCCCUCUUCUCCGGAAUUGCCAUUGUCACUGCAGCCAGUGUUCUUGCGAUCGUGACCUUGAGUGCCACGGCAACUAUAUUCGGAGGCGCUGGUAUCAUAUCAAUACAAGAGGCAAUAAAACAUCGCGGACCUAAUGCAUUUGAUAAAUUUUCCGUCUACGCCUUUUAUCUUUCCGAAUGGCAGAAACACACCCAAAAAGGUAUUGCAAACUCUACGAGAAGUAUCAUUGCUUCAGGUGUCAGUUCCCCCCAGGGUAUUUCAACAGUUUUGAAGAACGGUACCUUCUUUCGCGAGCGCCCCAGCUUGAAUGAAGCCGAGUUAGUCGAAAACCUGAAAAACACCACCACGGUUCGCAUCAUGACGGAUAUCCUUAGAAGCCAAGGAGCAUUCGUGACGAUCCAAAGUGGUAAAUGUACUGGAAAGGGUCCAGGUGGAGCUUGGAAAACCCACAACCACUUGUCUUACUGCUCUCCCAAUGGAACGAUGUUCAACAUCAUCCACUCCGGUGGUAAAAAGAAGGUUCAUAACACGUGGUGGAACGCCGACCUAAUUUCCAAGAAAUACGGAAUCUCCGUUCGAUACCUAACCGAACAAUCCUACUUCUGCCAAUUGAAUCAUGGCGCGUCGAACUUUGACCCCUAUAAAUCUAGAACCCUUCAAGUCCCGACUAGGUAA